This is a messenger RNA of Anarrhichthys ocellatus (wolf-eel), 5346 nucleotides long. RefSeq names its product KIAA0947-like (H. sapiens) (gene ice1). The record is from RefSeq and is a predicted model, not a curated record. The transcript is spliced from 20 exons. Lineage: Eukaryota; Metazoa; Chordata; Actinopteri; Perciformes; Anarhichadidae. The coding region runs from base 105 to 4658 and encodes 1517 amino acids.
UGUGAAGUUUAUUUUGGACCUGACUGGAAUUUGUUUCACCAUGGUCGCCAAUUCAUAAAAUAUAACAAAACGCCUGUCGGGGUUUCGGUGGAGUCUGUCUUAUCAUGAUGCCGGGUGACAGCCGUUUCAAAACGGCAGCAAUUGCAGCAGACGCGACGGUUGGAAACUGUCAAAACUGCCCUGUUUUGCACCAGAGCCUGACAGAAUAUGUGUCGUCAUUUCUGGCCCUGAAACAGAAGAUAACGGUUUCCGAUGACACGAUCAGGCUUCAACAACAGCUGGGAGAGCUGCAGAUCAGACUGGUUACGCUGGAGAAAAAGACUGCAGAUUAUGAAUCUGUGCGAGCAGAACUGGAGGAAAAGAAGGGUGCUCUUAAAACCUAUGGACAGAUGUCUGAAGAGAUGGACAAAUUGAAGCAGCAAAACAGCAGGACAAUGGCAGAGAAUAAGAAGCUUGAAGACCAGCUAAAGGAUGUGGAAGAACUGACAGAAACACGGUCACUUGAAAAUGCACGGCUGAAGAGGGAAAAGGCCGUUGUAGAAAAUGAUUUGCUGAAAACACAGACGUCUUUGAGGAAAUCUCAAGCACAAGCGGAUCAAGUUGAAAAAUUGAUAGAGGAGAACGCCAAGACAACAAGCAUAAAAGACAACCUUGAAAAUACAGUUAGACUUCUUGAAGAUUCAGUUUCCAAACAGAAUCAUCAAAUAUCCCAACUGACCAAAGAUAAGAUUCUGCUCGAGAGAAAUAUUGAUGACCUCCAGGUGAGGCUGAUGAAACUGGAAAGAGAAAGAAAUAAAGAGUAUAGGAGCGCAUCAACUCAAGCACGUGCACCCGAGGAGCCUAAAGUUGACAAAGAAAAGUUCCAGAUGCUGCUACAGAAUUUGUGGGCAUGUGUGGAACCUCAGCAGCAGCUCUCUGACAACUUAUUGCACGUACCUGAGUCCGGGUCCAAACAAGUUCUACCCUGCUCCCCACAAAACCGACUGCACCCUCAUCUGAGCUACGCAUCCCAGUCUGCUUCCCAUAAGACUAGAGAAUCCCACAGUUCCCCCAUGCAAACGAAUGCCACUUUGACCCAGUUAAAACCCUCUCCUCGUAAGCAGAAAGCCAUCAAGCAGCAAGCGUCUCUGCAGUCAACAAGUGCCAUGAAGCAAACAGACUCUUCCAAAAAGAGCAGGCGAUUGUUCAAGGAAAACAAAAGUGAGGGGUCAUCUGCUGACCUGGGCAGCUCCGAAGUAUCUGUUGGGAAAAUACUGGCAUUGUUCAAACCAAUGCUUCCCUGCAUAUCACCUCUACCAGAUUUGGACACAGAGAUGGACUCUAUGGAGACAACUGAUUGCGAAAAGGAAAACCAUCCCAAAAUCUCAGAUGACGGUGUUCUUCAUCCUCAAGAAGAGUCCCUCCUCAUCACAACAUCAAUAACACAGCACUGUCUGAAAUCUUCCGCACUGCCAACAGAGGAGACGGUGGACUUGCCAGUGGUCACAACACAGGAAGCGGAAGACAUUUCCAGUGAAAAUGACUCCAAAGACUUGGGACGACGUGAGUUGAGUGGCUUUACGGAAAUGACGGGCAAAAGUGGCCCAGGUGGUGAGGAAAUACAUCUUCAGAAACAGAUCCUGUUAGAGCAGGACCCAGCAACUGUGCAAUUAGUGUCAGCAUCGUCUUCUUUAUCUUCUUCCGCAUCAGACAUAACAAUUUUGGUUGAGGUUGUCUCGUUGACUACUGAAAGUCCAAAGCCAUCCUGCGGUGAAAAUGCUUUCGGAAAGGCAAAGGAAGAUCGGUCCGAGACAAUUACAAAGAUGGAUGUUGACACAAGCCCCAGUGAUGUUACAGUCGCUCCUGAUGGUGGAGAGUUGCCCAGAAAUACUGAUACAACUGCACUCUCUGAAGAAACAGGAAAUGUACAGUUAGAGUCCUCUGUUACUUCAUCAACAUUCAUUGACUCUGUGACAGACACUGAGGUUACAAAUUCAGAAAAUGGGUCAGAAAUGGGAACAAGUCAUCAGGACUAUUGUGGUCUGGGACAGGGCAGUCAAGACACCACAGUCGUCAAACCCCAGGAGAAUAAAAGCUGUCUUAGCAAGGAUACAGAAGUACCAGACGAUAAGCCCUGUUUGUCAAGCAGCGGCGAUGGCAUCGUCAGUGUCUCAAAUAGAAAUGUUGAAGAAAGGCUUGAAAGUGAGGCAUCCGUAAAACCUCUUGGGGAGGAAGUUGGGAAUAACGCACAAGGAGCUGGAGUAGUUGAUGUCGCAGCUUCUCUCUCAGAGUCAAAUGGCGAUAACAGACCUCCGUCUCCUAGCACGUCUCCACUGUUGACGAUGGAAGAUGAUGAGUCCCAUGCUGACCGAGAGUCUGGUCAAGCAAAUGUUGAAACCUCUUCAAAAAGGGAUGUUGACGAAGAGACAUUGAACACUGAAAUUCUAGCAGAUCGAGGGCCUUCCCUCUCUGACUCCAAAGACACCGUCAACUGUGAAUCUCUGAAAGAAAGUAUACAUUCGGCAUGCAGGCGGUUGAGUCCUUCGUGUCUGUUACCCACUUUGGAAUUGCAGACUUUGCCUAAUUUAGAGGAAGAAGGUGUCAUUGAAAAGGCUGUUGUCAAAGACCUGCUUCAGGACAGCAAAGACGCAAGUAACCAUAAAGUGAGCCGAUAUAACUUGCGCUCCGUUAGUUCUACUACCUCAUUAAAGUGUGCUGCUGCCACAAAUGGACAAAAUAUAGGUUUGGAGUCGUGUAAAAAAACGCCUGAAAAACCAAGCCCUCGUGUGAUUAGAGAGGAAGAGCCUAGACCAGUGGCAGGUUCAGCUACAGCUCAACCCCCAGAAUACAUUGGCCAAGUUCGCUCUGAAAUGGGCCCUCCGCUUCCUUGUCUCCUGACCCCCCUGAGCACACCUCCAAAGGCGGGCAAAUCAAUCAAUCCAAGGCAGGCUAUCGGGAAACUCUCAUUUCCCUCGCCCAUGGAUAGAUUGGCUUCGCCCACCAAUCCCAUCCAGGCCCACUUGACACCCGUAAACCAGCAUCUGAGUUCCUCAUCGUUAAACAGUCCACUCCCUCCAAACGGAGUCCCCUCAUCACCACUUCAGUUUGGCUCUGCGACUCCAAAACAUGCCCUGUCCGUUCCAGGUCGCUUGCCCGUGAUGGCGAUGAACUCUUCCCCGUUGUCUUCCUCCAGUCCGUCGCAGGAAAACUCCAUGAGGAUUCUCGACACCAUGUACCCGGAGCUCUCGGCCCACGGCCGAACUCUGAGCAUUCUCAGAGGCAACGUCGGUCUCAGCAUCUGUUCAUCGGAGGGCGGAACGUCACCGACAUCAACCGACAGCCAGAUGUCUUGCUUUAAAACCGUUAACUCUACUUCAACGGCCUUCACCAAGACUGAGACGAGAGGAGCGAAAAGACAGGCCACCUAUCUGCCUCAACCUAAAAGCAGCAAAUGUCUCCGGCUAGAUAACUGCUCUCCUACGGUCAGUCGCAGGCAGGUGCCUUCUUCCUCCUCCUCAAACAGUGGAGAGGAGACUACCUCACCCCAGACUCCGAGCAUCACACCGCUCAAAAAUGAGACGACCGCUCCAUCGACGAAAGGCGCAGAGCCUGCAGAGCAAAAUCUUAUCGUGAACUAUUUAAAGAAUAUUGAAAACCAGGCUUUUGAUCUAUUGCCUGUGAUCCAGAGCCACCUAUAUGUUGGUAACCUGCCCAAAAAGCCUGUCUUGAGAGACGAGGAGAAGGAGGUUAUCUCUGAGAUUUGCCGAAGCAGCUCGCUUAAGGCAGAUGAUAUGAUUUUGCCCAUCCUGAACAAGCUGAAAGCAGAGAAAAGAGAGCUCAGCAGAAACUACAUGCAGGCCCUCUGUAGAGUGUACACAGGGAUCUGCAGACAGAGGAGAGACUGGGAGAAGGCUCACAUCCUGGCCUACAGCCUCCUCACAGAAGAUUUCCCAGACUCUGCUGAGCUGAUUUUGUUCAUGGUGACAACAUGGCCCAACGUCCUCUCACACAGUAGUUCUCUGUGCCAGGCAAUACAUACUGUCACCAAACUGAAAGCGCAAGAAAACAUCCUCGGCUGCCUUUCAGCAUUCCUUGGUUGGGAGAAGAGUCCUCCCUGUGACAUCGACGAGCUGAUCUCCAGAACACUCUCUGAUAUUCGGUCCGGGUCAAGCUUGUCUUUCACUGCACAUUGUCGCUACGGACAUGACCUUGGGACUGAGGCGUGGCAGAAUAUCUUCACACUGCAACUCCUUUGUACACACAAGAAGUGGAAGUGGACUUAUGAUCAGUUAUUGAGCAAGGAGUUGUGGCCAUUAAUGAACACGUGGGUGACCCAGCCCAGAGAACAACAAGCACCCAUCUCUGAUGUGACUGUCGCCACCGUACUCCGACUCAUAGGACGCCUCAGUCAACUGGGAAUCAAAGAGAGGUGUGUUCCCUCUGUGGUAACUGUCGCCAACGUCAUCAACACGUUUGGUAGGCACGGACAGACUGAAGGUGUGCCAUGGGAGGUCCAGUUAGCAGCCAUCUACUGCAUCUACGACCUGUCUCCCUGCAAUCCCAAACAAGCCCUGGAUGCCAUGGCAGAAUGGCGAGGAGAAACGUCUCAGAGCGUCCCUCCUGCAGUUACCAGCUGCAUUAACCAGUUAGCGUCUGUCUGCAGACAGGCUUUGAGCUGAGAGAGACACACGCAUGCUGCAUUAAUCCACAUGAACAUGCAUGUGAGUCUGUCCCUAUGUUGAAGACUGGGUGAAAGAAAUUAUGCAAAAGUUCAAAAAGCUCAAAGUUAAUUUGAACUUGUUGACUGGCAGCCGAUGACAGAGAUGUUUGGGUUUUGUGCUCUUCCUUAAUACACGGUGCCUGGAGGUUCAUAUUCAGUCUUGAAUUGAAAUGCGCUGUGAAAGACGGUUUCAGACAGUCAAACGUUUUAGUUUUUUGUUAUGUGCACUUUUACUUUAACAUCAAUACAUUAUUUAAAUGUACUCUGAUUUUGUAGCAACUUUCUCCUACAAUUUUAUUGUUGGAGACAUUUAAAAUUGGUUUUCCUAACAUUUUAGCUGUCCACACCCUGUAAUAAAGGUACUGGCUUAACUCCCUGCCUUUGUUUUUGCUGUACUCAGGUAAUGCUCUAAAAUAUUGUAAAGUAUGUAGGCCUACAUGUGUUCUGGUAUCAUUGUGGUGCUCCUGUAUAUGUUUCUUCAUUCAAGUGUAUGUAAAUAUGAGGUAUCGCCGUUUGUAUGAAUGAAAAAUAAGAUUGCUACAGUAAAUGUUUUGUACAGUUUUACGUUUCAGAGGUUAUUUAACUUUUUCAAAUUAAAAUUUCUACAUAUUGAAAAAAAUUAUGUCUGUUUUGGUGCAUUCUCUCCU